Dioszegia hungarica is the source of this 1695-nucleotide messenger RNA. RefSeq lists its product as uncharacterized. The transcript is spliced from 4 exons. Bases 1 to 1695 code for a protein of 564 amino acids. The record is from RefSeq and is a predicted model, not a curated record. NCBI's taxonomy places the organism in Eukaryota, Fungi, Basidiomycota, Tremellomycetes, Tremellales, Bulleribasidiaceae.
AUGCCCCCUCGUCGCACUGGGCGUCGCUCGCGCGUCGAUGCCGCCGAGCCCGCUGAGCCCCGCUCGGCAGCCCGCGAGUUCUAUCUCGUGCCCGAAUUAAGGGAGAGACUGUUGGCCAACCUGGACCAGGACUCCCUGGCGCAGUUUAUGAGAGUGGAGAAGAAGUGUAGCUUUGAUGCCAGACAACGCGUCUCGUGCGCUGCUGUACAAGCCAUCGAUGCUACCGGCAUGAAUCUCGUCCAGAGCUUUCAGCGGCAGCUCGGUCUCGAGGAGCUCUUCGCUGGCGAAGGCAAGAAGGAUCGCCUGGAAGAGUAUUUGGGUCGCUACAACCCAGAGCUCACGCGGCUGGUGAUCCCUCCUCUGCGGAAGAAGUUCCCCAAUCUCCAGGGCGUACACUUCGGGACGUACUACACGCAACUCGGCGCCCCAGUCUGGCGGAUCAACUUCAAUCGGCCGGUCCCCUCGGCGAAUCCUCCACCUCGAGGCGUCCCGACAACGUACAAGGACGGUCUCGAUCUCGGCGGCAAUCUCUUCAUCGUCCACUGCUACAUCCCCAAACUCUCCGACUUCCCCUAUUCCGUCGGAGCAGAGCCGCUGGAGGCGCCCUGGCGGCACUUUGGCGGGGACCUUUUCUUUGAUGUCCAGUUCCAGUCGGCGGAUCCGGAACUCGGACCGGGGACACUCUACGAAGCUAUCGAUUUAGCAGAGCUGCCGGUCCUGAUGGAGGAUCUGACGCGCCUAUACCAAAGGCAGAUCGACUACGGCUCGCCGUAUCGGCUCAAAUCCAUCCAAGCUAUGUUCUGCUCGCCAUGUCGUCUGGAGGACUUUCAGCUCUUUGCGCACGUUGCGUCACACUCCCUGGUCCAGCUUCAAUUGGCUGGCGGGUUCCGUGACGACGUGCUCCUCUCCUUCAAGGACUUGCCGGUCAUGAUCGAGACGAUCACAACGCUUCCUCCUCAGCUGGAGCAGCUCUGGAUCGCCCUCAAAGGUAUCGACACGGCCGAGGAGGACUGCAAAGGCCUACUGAACGCCCAGACGCUUCGGGACGGCGGAACGCUCAAAAUCCUCUACAUCUUCACCGAUACCAUACCCGGUCCGCUCUGGAACCUCAUUCGGGCCGUCUCGCCCAUGUGUGCAGCGAACGCCCAGGUGGAUAUCUCGGAUCGUUACGGGAUUCGCGCGGAUCAGCAGAAUAAGGAUGCAUGGAGCGAGGAAACGCAGUCGGCGUACCUCCAAUGUCUCAGAAGUCAACCUGAGCACGCCCGAGCUCAUCUUGCCACGGCGGACUUCCCAAGCCUGGGCUUCGACACGCCUGACAAGCUUCCGGGGCUGCAAGUUGGCGCGGACGGAAAACCCCUAUCGCGUUUCUUCAGUAAGGCGGAGGAUUGGCUGGAUAAGUCCGAAAAGAGGGCGGAACUUCUGAACGGGACGAUCCUCCCCAAUAUUGACCUGGGGAUGCGCCAGUAUGCUGAGGCAUGCGAGGCGUUCGCUCGGACAGCGGUUACGGAUACCCCGGCGGAGAGGCUGGCGCAAAUGAAGAUCAUGCUGGCGACGUUGGAUCAGGUGGAGACCGCGGAAAGGCAGCUGUUCAGUAUUUCGGAGGAGCAGGACACCACGGAGGCGCAGGUAAAGCAGUAUAUCAGGGAGCUGAAGGGAGAGCCAGAGCCGUCGACCUCGCGUCGAUGGGGAAGCUAG